GGAGAUUGAUGAUGACAUCCAAAUCAAACUGUGUGCAUCAGCCAUAAGAAAUUGACUUCAAACUGCAGCACUCAAACAUAUUGACUUUGAAUUUCUGAUGCAUUUUUUCGCAAUAUUAUUAUUUACUUGAUUUUAAUCAAAUCUGCAGGUGGUUUGAUUAUUUCAAUACAAACAGUACAAUUUCGACGAGCCAUUGAUAUUGAACCCAGUGUAGCACUUUAACCUUUUAGGAUUUUUGGCCUAUCGUCGUCGUUUUCUGUAAUAAAAAAGAAACUAUCACUAGAAGAAAGCAAUGAAUCGGAAUCAGAGUGUUCAGUUAGAUAACUCUGACAAAAACUUUAUACCGGGAUACGUGAUAGAAAACUACUGCGUUUGAUGAAAAUCACCAGCAGAGUAUUGUAAGUCUGUAUGAGUCAACAGAGUAAUGUUUAAGUAAUUCAUAUAAUACUUAAUUAGACCAUAUACAAGACAGUACAGCAUAGUAAGUACUAAGUACAAGUUGCUAGAACACUUCGCUGGAAAGAGUUAGAAUUGAUAUUUGUCAUUGUCACUAAACAUUAUGAAGGUUGGUAAUGUUUAAUUGUUUGUACAAUAGAUAAAUCGAGCUCAUGUUUAGUUCCGCUUGAAUAGAUGACAAGGAAUAUCGUACAACUAUACAAGUCAAUUUUUGGGCCGUAAUGUUUUUAGUUAAUAUUUCUCAAAAUAACAAUAUUUUCUUAGGAUUAGGCCACCGCCUCUUUGCUGAUUGCAAAAAAUACUUCUGCUUUAUCUUUAAAGCAGAAGUAUUACCAAUGUAAGAAGCUUAAAGCCGUACGCGGAAAGACUCUUCGCAGUGUAAACAUUGACAUAUAGCCAAUGUAAGAAGCUUAAUGAUAAAAUAUUCACUUUAAUCAACUUUACCACACAAAAUUUAAUUUUCCUUCACUCUCAGAAUGAGAGUGAGUCAAUCGACAGAAUGAAAUAAAAAAUUGUUAGCAAAACAAGCUGCAAUAUUUUUCCGACAAAGAGACGAACGCACAAAACGAUAUGCUUCAUCAUCUUUUGUAUUUCCGACUGUCCACGAAGAUAAUUAUCUCGUGUAUAGUGUAUGGUCUCAUAUGGAUACUUUUUCGAUAGCACAAUGUAAGCUGCGUACGCACAAAAACCUUCAGGCGGAAGUUGAUUUUUUACUUGGCCAUAUUAAUAUGUGCCAACUUUAAUAAUGGAUAUUAGAACUGUUUUUAUCAUUUUCCUGCUUGAAUAUUCGAAUUUUUUCAAAAUUCAUUAAAAUGAUAAAACUCGUUCUCGGAUAAGAAAAAUGCAUACAAUGUGUUAAUGCAGGUUUGGCAACGCACGGAUAUGUUGAAGCGAAUGUUGGGGCUGAUGCAAGAAGAAAUUGAACGAUCUCUAAAAUAUAAAUCGCAUAUAUAAAGUAAUCAAAACCUUGUGGACUAAAGGCAUAGAAGCUGUUCAAAAAAUGACGAUGAAAUGAAACAUAUUUUUCACAUUUUCCAUUUCAGCAGCUCACUUACAAUGAUAGAUUUGACAUUUUUCCUGUUAGUCAGUACUUCGUUAUCACAAGUUACAGCGAGUGUCGAUUCUAAAGUCUGUAACUUUGAACAUGGCCUGGGUACGAAUUUAUGUCCAUGGUACAAUGUUGUGGGAGUUGAUGAUUACAACUGGACUUUCCACAAUUCCCUAACGAAAGGAAAAUAUCUUUUUGCUGACUUAAGACAACGUCCAAAAGGCAAAGUUUGGUUGGUGGGAAAUUAUCGCAACGACUCUCUCGUGUGUUUUUCAUUUUCUUAUGAAAUGCAUCGCUGUUCUUAUGGGACAUUAAAUAUCUACCAAGAAUAUUUUCAUAAUGGAUAGAGUUCCUUACUGUGGUCAUUAAGUGGUGAUCAAGGAGCUAAGUGGAAAAAAGGCCAAGUCAAAGUUAAUUUUACCAUGGGUCUAUCUAAAUUAAUCGUUGAAGUUACCGUGCGUAGAUACCCAAGUUACUUUGUAGCUAUCGACAAUCUUGCUUUUGCUUCAGGAAGCUGCGACACAAUACCAAAGGUGGCCAUUCCUAACAAUGCUUUUGAUUGUUCCAUUGGUUCAUUCUUUUCGUUUGAAAGUAGGAAUUGUGAAAAAUGUCCCAUCUAUACAUAUCAACCAUAUCCAAAACAAACUCGUUGUCUUCCCUGUAAUGAUGAUAAAGGUACCAUCAAUGUUGGUGCAGUAAGUGAACAAGAAUGCAUAAAAGUCAAAAGAUGUGAUUUUCAAAAGGGACUAAGAACUACUGAAUGUCCAUGGCACAACGUAGAAGGUGACGAUGACUUUGACUGGAAACUUCGUACAUCAUACUCAUUAUUUUAUCACCCACCACGCUAUGAUGCUACAGGCUUCAGUAUUGGACGACAUCUUACUGCUGGCAUAACACGCCUUCCAACAGGCGAAAUUUGGUUGGUGGGAAACUAUCGAAACGACUCUCUCGUGUGUUUUUCAUUUUCGUAUUACAUUCAUUACUAUUAUAAUGGGACAUUAAAUAUCUACCAAGAAUUUUUUCAUAAUGGAUACAGUACCUUAAUGUGGUUAUUAAGUGGUAAUCAAGGAAUUAAGUGGAAAAAAGGCCAAGUCACAGUUAAUUUUACAAUGGGUCUAUCUAGGUUAAUCGUUAAAGCUGUCGUGCGUAGUAAAACAGCAAAAUUUGUAGCUCUCGACAAUCUCGCUUUUGCUCCAGGAAGCUGUGACACAAUACCAAAGAUGGCUAUUCCUAACAAUGCUUUUCGUAAGUAUUUGUUUUCUUGGAGUGUGAAGUGUUUUGAUUGGUUACUCUUGUUGUUUUUGUGUUCUUGGAAAUUUUCUAACUUUUCAUUUGGUUCAAAGUUAGCUUACCUAGUGAAGACAUUGCAUGCUGUUGAUUUUCUUUAUCUAUUUUAUAAAGCAGUAGUUUGAAAAUAUUUUCUUAUGAUUUUUUUAAUUAUUGAAUAUCAAGAAAUAUUUGUUUUGAUUGCAAAAGUAAGUUUGUGGUUCAAGGGCUUUGCAAGGAGUUCAAAGAGAAGCGCCAACCUUGAAACAGGCAGCAAAAUCAAUGCUUUCCUCCUGUGAAUAAAUCCAAUAAAAGCUUCACAUGAA
Molecule: messenger RNA, 3096 nt
Organism: Xenia sp. Carnegie-2017
Lineage: Eukaryota; Metazoa; Cnidaria; Anthozoa; Malacalcyonacea; Xeniidae
Product: MAM and LDL-receptor class A domain-containing protein 1-like
Exons: 10
Coding region: 1927-2916 (329 amino acids)
Cellular component (GO): membrane
Source: RefSeq, a predicted model, not a curated record